AUGGGCUGGUUACCCGACGGAAACGCCAGCUCCCCGCGCGACCCCUUCCAUCAGCUCUCCCCUUCCGCCAAACCCUCCGCGCACUCCGCUUCCGCGCAUGUCCUCUCCGCCUUCCGCUGCACGCUCCCCGCCAUGGUGCUCGGCGCGCUUCUCUUCGUCAAUCUCCUCCUUUUCUCCGCCAAUCCCCGCCUCUGGCCCGCCUGCCCGCCCGACCGCGACGCGGUGGACGCGCUCGUGCUCGCGGGGCUACAGCCGGGCGGCGCUAGCGGCGGCGGCGGGCUACAGGCGGUAGGGGCGCUACAGCCGUCCGUGUCGGUUGUAGUGGAACGGCCGGCAGAUGACGCGGGCGGUGCAGGCGGCGAGAGCGCCGCGGCGGGUGACGCGGCGGAGUGGUGGCGGGAAACAGACAGCGCGUAUGCGCCUACUGGCGGAAACGGCGGCGGAACUCCCCGCCUGGCGUACGGCAUUCUCGGCGCGAAAAACGACAGCUCGCGCGUCGUGCGCCUCUUACUCGCCAUCUACCACCCGUUGAACCACUACGCCGUCCAUAUCGAUGAUCCCGAGGAAACUCUCGCGCUAAAGACAAAGAUCGCCGCCCACCCCGCGCUGUCGAGGCGCGCGAAUAUUGUCGUGAUUCCGGACCCCGAAGUAGUCACGUACCAGGGGUCGACGCUGCUGUCCGCGACGCUGCGCCUGGCGCAUGUGCAUAUAGCGAGCGGCGCGCAGUGGGACUGGUUUAUCAACCUGAGCGCCGCGGAUUACCCGUUAAUGUCACAAGAUGACAUGCUGUACCUCUUUUCUCACGUGGAUCGCAGCCUCUCCUUUAUGGACCACAGCGUUGAGCACCGAUUCGACAUGCAACGAACCUGGACAGUGCCUUGCCACAUGUGCGAGCAGGCACAUACAAUUUCCAUUGCGUUCUUCUGCCGUUCCCUUUCCCCAGCUGCCCGACACCCCCUACGCUCGUUCCCCCCUCUCUCCCAUACCCCCCAGCUACCGACAGCGUGCAGUGAAUCUGGACAGGGCGCUCUUCCGCAUCUCUGUCCGCAUCCCUGUCCGCAUCUCUGUCCGCAUCUCUGUCCGCAUCUCUAUCCGCAUCUCUGUCCGCAUCUCUAUCCGCAUCUCUGUCCGCAUCUCUAUCCGCAUCUCUAUCCGCAUCUCUGUCCGCAUUUUCUGUCCGCAUCUCUAUCCGCAUCUCUGUCCGCAUCUCUAUCCGCAUCUCUAUCCGCAUCUCUAUCCGCAUCUCUGUCCGCAUCUCUGUCCGCAUCUCUAUCCGCAUCUCUAUCCGCAUCUCUGUCCGCAUCUCUAUCCGCAUCUCUAUCCGCAUCUCUAUCCGCAUCUCUAUCCGCAUCUCUGUCCGCAUCUCUAUCCGCAUCUCUAUCCGCAUCUCUGUCCGCAUCUCUGUCCGCAUCUCUGUCCGCAUCCCUGUCCGCAUCUCUAUCCGCAUCUCUGUCCGCCAGCUACCGCCUAUGUGCCGUGAAUCUGGACAGGGAGUUGUUCCUUCCCAACCCUUACUCAAUUUCCCGUACCACCCCUCUCUGCCCGCCAGCUACCGGCAGCAUGCACUACCGGCAGCGCGCAGUGAAUCUGGACAGGGCGCUGUUCCAGGCGCACAACACAAGCUCCCCCUACUCCUUCCUCACCCCGCCCCCCCACAACCCCCCACUUUCCCAACCCCCGCUUCUGCCCUCCAGCUACCGCCAGCGUGCAGUGAAUCUGGACAGGGCGCUGUUCCAGGCGCACAGAGGGCACAAGCUCAUGCGGGACGUGCGACCUGCUGCCACCCGGUUUCACGUCUUCAUGGGUGAGUCGCCCUGUGUUGACCUGUGUUGA
This is a messenger RNA of Closterium sp. Yama58-4, 1833 nucleotides long. The record is from the annotation of a GenBank genome assembly. Lineage: Eukaryota; Viridiplantae; Streptophyta; Zygnematophyceae; Desmidiales; Closteriaceae.